Molecule: messenger RNA, 6649 nt
Organism: Hemibagrus wyckioides
Lineage: Eukaryota; Metazoa; Chordata; Actinopteri; Siluriformes; Bagridae
Gene: hoxc1a
Product: homeobox C1a
Biological process (GO): regulation of transcription by RNA polymerase II
Cellular component (GO): nucleus
Molecular function (GO): DNA-binding transcription factor activity, RNA polymerase II-specific; RNA polymerase II cis-regulatory region sequence-specific DNA binding
Source: RefSeq, a predicted model, not a curated record
CAAUAAGACAUCACCAAUACAUCACAAUCCAGAUUUAGUUAGUAAUCCCACAAUCUAGUUAAGGAUCUGGAAAUUAGAUCUAAUCAAUUCAUUCUACAGUCAAUUAGCAUAACAGAUGGUCCACCAGGCAUUAAAAUUCACAUUUUGUCCUCAGAUAUCUCCUGGCUGACUACACUUUUGAAAAUUGGAGUAUAAAAUGGAAUGAAUUAUAAUGAAAUACCUUUCGAGGUACCAAUUAGAAGAAGUGGAGAUCAACCCAUGUGGCUGAGCUAUUCUUGUUUAAAUUGCUAUUAAGGUUCAUCUAGUAGGUCUCUUAAUACCUGCACUAUUAACUGUACAGGAAAAGACUUACAGUGUGUCUGCAUUGUGUAAUCAAAAGCAAUCAGACAUAACAAACAUUGCACAUGACCCUUUGAAUUAUAAUAAACAAGGUGAGUGUAGGCCAAUCCAUUCAAUUCAUUUCCGUUAACCCCGUUUCAUUUUUUCUGUCUUCCUCGUCUCUCUCACUCUCACUCUACCACUCGCCAAACAGCUUUCAGUGCUUGUUGCUCAGAGGGACUGUUAAGUAUCAAUUCCCAGUGUCACCUUUAUGGCUUUUAUUUAUUUGUCUGCUUGCUGGUGUGGAACGCGGCACAAGCAUCACUCAGGUAGAUGGGUUAUAACUCACCUGCUAGCACUCAUCAAUCUCGACAAUUUGACUUCCUGCAUCACGUACAACUGUUACUGUCAUAUUAAAGCGCCGCAUUAUAAAGAUCAAUGAGUUUUUAAAAGUGCUUCAGUUAAAGGUGAUUGCCGGUGAUGAACUACGAGCCAUACUGAUGACUGUUGCUCAGUUGUCCCUAAUAUAGCCCAUGAUUUCUACAGUGAGGGAUACAAUAACAUUUAUUUUAUUACACUAAUUGAGCAGAUCAUUCCUUUCAUAAUGAACAUAAUACAAAAAAUAUUUUAAAUGAACUACAUUGUGCACCGUAAGCACUGCACAACCAAAUCACCACUGUAAAGAAAGAGACAGUUAAUAAAAUUACUGCUCACACAAAUGGAAAAAAUGCCUCACAGUUUGCUUUCAAAUAUGCCGGAGAAGCAUAUGGCUGUGUGAGGACAAGAUCUUUGCUUCCCAGCACAUGUUUAACCCUGUUAAUAUCCUAUGGUUAGGAUCUCCGGAAACACAGCGCAGAGUGUGCUGAUAUGACGGAUGGCCUAUUGUCACUGUGUUUGGGUUACGACCUGCUGAGCUCAAGCAGGAAGUAAGAAAUCCAAGCAUUCAUAUCCUUAGAAGAGUCAUAAUAUGUGAGGUAUACACUCUGAGAAAAAAGACAGUGCUAAGCAGUACUAUUCCUUGUUGCUGAAGUGAUCCCACAAGCGUACACCUAUACCAUCGGUGUGUUUAACGUGCAUAGAAUGUACUUUUAUAUUAUACUAUACUAUUUACAUUUCCAGGUAAGAGAUACAUAUAAAAAGCACAAAAUUUAACAGACAAGGCAAUGAAAGGUUUUCAUUUUUAUUUUUUAGACACAAUAAAAUCAACCUUACAUUCAUAACAAUGUAUUGUGUAUUGUGUGGGAAAAGACAGAGCUACAGUGAAACAGAUAAUACAUUGCUAAAUAUACAGUACAUUAUUCACAACACAUCCUGAUUAAGUUUCUGGAUGUGACCACCAAUCCUGAAAUCAUUUACUUUGUGUUGUCAGAGACAUCAGUCUUAAUUGGCAUCAGGCUAAAUCACACAGAAACAAAGAUCCGGUUUUAUGAUGACUCUCAUUACUUAGCGCUAUUGAUGCUAUCAGAAUGCAUUGGAGGCUUCCCUCAGUCUCUUCCCUUUUCCCUCCCUGUACGGAACAGUGAUAUUCCCUAAGCCUCUGUCUCUGUUGAGGAGGAGGGUGCAGGCGCCUAAAAUUGCCCAGCAUUAACCAAUCAUCUGCGACAAGCCCACACUACAUUAACGGCGGUGACCUUUUUGCCUGCGCUGACAGUCAUCUGUCAGCAGCGCCUCUCUAUUGGCCUUCUCUGCUGCCCCAAGAGGAGAAAUAAUUAGAGUGACGAGGUCAGUACAGGGCUAUGCUGGUUGACUCAGUCCUUAGAGAUCAGGUGCCAAAAGUAGGUAGUGAAAUGAUCUGGAUAUGAUGCUUCAGGUCACAGUGAUGGGACGUUAUCUAUGACAUAUCGACAAGUCACCAAGAAAUCACACAGUGCACAUUUCAUGACUCUCCCAUGAUGAGGCACAUUCUAAUUCUACCACAAUGAAUUCUGUGUCUUUUCACUAUACUAAUAGAAUAAUUUAAAUGAGCAACAAGGGAAUUUCUCACUUUCUUGCCACAAAAGAAAAACAGACUAGCAUAUGCACACCUGUUUUUUUCUCAUCCUCCAGCAAAGCACUUCUGCCUCCCCAGCACAGCUCAGCACACACACACACACACACCCAUCCCACGCACACACACACACACACACUGUCUGCUGAAAGCCAUUACAGAAAUACAAUUUCUAAUGCCUUCACACAGGUCUGCAAUCGACUGCAAACAAAUUUAUAUUCAGCUCGUAAACAGAGAGCUGCAGAGAUUUAUUUAUUGAGCGGAGAGGAGAGAAACAAGCUAGCGCGUGAACCUUGGGUAACCCCAGAGCUGACAUAAAGAUGGAUAAGUAUACCAUGCAAAUGUACGGAGGGAAGGGAUAUAUUGCACUCAGUCAUUCAGCUGCCUGUAGAAUUCCAUUAACUCCUCCAGCUGCGACCAUAUCUCUGGGCUUGUACGAGCACUGCUAUACACUGAUGAUUAUUUUCAAUAGUUUUUUAAUCACUGCCUGGCAAUAGUAAGGUUUUUUUUUUUUUUUAAAUAUAUAAGUGGAUGUUUCCUCUUGUGCUCAAUAAAGCAGUUCAUAUAGAUGGUGUACUGUAUAAAUCAUAAAUGAUGCUAAUCUAUAAAUGAAAAUUAAUUUAAUUAUUGAAAUAUAUUUGGUUUUUAAUUAAUUAAUUUAUUUAUUAAUUAAAUUGUGCACUAUAACUGUUAUUGACAAUUACCAAAAUACAUCUUCUAUGGUGAGCAAAUGAAGCAGAUAUACAAAAUGCAAAAUAAAAGGGAACCCUAAACAGGUUUUCUUGUUUGCAUAUUGCUGAAGGUAUGUGUAUUUGCAAAUAGAUAUUAGAUAUUACUGUGAGUGUCCAUGUAUGUGUGUGAUUUUCAUCCCCCCCUUUAAUUUGCUGAAGGGCUGCAUACAUUAUUAAGCUGAUAGCCAGCUCUUGUAGAGACUAGCAGGCUAUUCUAGAGUGAGUCAAAGCAGAGUUUAUUAAAAUAGGAUUACGGCUUCCCAUUUCAGUGUUAAUAUAUGGACAAAGAUUUAUGCCGGAGAGAAAAUCAUCUUUGCAGUUCUCUGAUUUGUGUCUGUACUAAUAAAGUUUUUGCCAUCAAUACAAGGGGGAGAUGAUAAGAUUGUUGAAAGUUUUAUAAUAUUGCAUCAUUUGCGAUAUUUGCUAUAAUGGGAUAAUGACUAAUGAGAGUUGCAAAAAGAAUAAUUUCAUAAUCUACACAUUUGCAAAUUACAAGAAUAUGCAUAAAUUAUGGGAUAAUGUAAUUGUAAACUGAUACAGAUAACUAAUGGAGUUACAUUCAUGAAUUAUAGUACUAACAAUAAUAAAAAAAAAUUUUUUAAAAAAACAAACAAAAAAAAAAACCUUGCACUUGAACUUGCAUAGCCACAGUGAGCACUGUUAUCUGUUUUUCUUUUCUUUUCAAGUUUGUUUUCCAGCACUAAAUUAUAUUUAUUUGUCAUUGUCUUAUUUUAGUUAGAUUUUUACAUAAAAAGUCAUAGUACAUCAUGUACAUCAUAGAUUAAAAUCACUAUAUAUAAAAAAUAUUGUAUUAUAGAAAUUGACUUUUCUCUGGAUUAAAAAAUCACUGAUGGCUCUUUCUUUAUCUGUAAGAUUGGACAAUAGGUGUAGUCAUUUAUAUUCAGUAAAAACUAAAUUCUUUUUAUAAGAUCCCUACAGCAAUGCUUUCUGCACUUCUUUCCCAUUGUGACUUUCAUUUAAUGUAACUUUCUUCAAGUAAAGUGUUCAAUUCAACGUACUUGUAUAAAUUUAAACAAAGCACAAAAUGCCUUCUUUAUCAUCUGUCAACUCUUCAUUUUUUUUUAUUUAAUAAGAAAAGCAGCUCUUCCUUCUGAUAUGGGAGGCAGCUGCUAAUUAUCAUUUGACCGGUACAUGACCUCCGAGCAGCAGCUGCUUAUGGCUCACAGCAUCACACACCAUAAUCAAGUGGGCAACAUGUUUAGCUUAUUUAAAAGACAGAAAGGGAAAAAUAAAAAAUGAUGAGCAACCUUGAACCUUAAAAUCAGUCAGUUAAAGUGAAGGUCAUUUGUGAUUUUACACUUUUAUUUCAGAUAAAAAUCUCUAAUAUAUACUUCUGAGAAGAUGUAAUAUAGAGUUUGAUGAUCGGUUAUGGCUGCAUAGUGUAGCUACCUGGCUUCAAUUACUCAAUUAUAAAUUAUUAUCAUGAACAGAAAUCUAACUCAUAUGGGCUAUAAAAAACAGAAUUAUCAUAAAUAAGAACCAAAUCUGUGACUACUGAUAUUUAUUUCAUGAGUUUGACCUAGGCUAAAGACUUUAAUCCUUGACUUUAAAUUAUUUGACAUCUCAAAGCAAACAUCUGUUUUUAUUUGGAUUACAAGCCUUACUAAGUACUAAUGGACAAAAGUAUGUACACAUAUACAUAUCACUUUGCUUAAUAAAUGACACACACACACAAACACACACCUUAUUAUCCUUGUGAGGGCCUUAAAAUGGUAUGCUUAUUAAUACAUAAACACACCCUGUUUCUGUAGUAAUUUUCUGUACUUUGCUUAACUUUUACUAACUUUUGCAUGUGUGUGGUGUGUGUGUGUGUGUAUGGUUUAAAAUAUUUUAACGGAAAAUCACAAGAGCAUAUUCUUGAGCUUUUCUCAAGUUAAUGUGUACAUAAUGAAGAAUCUUAACAACAUAAAUUUGUAUUCUGUUAAAGUUUGUAUUCUCUUCAGACAUGUAAAAUCCUUCAAGUUUUUCCAAGAAACGUUACAUUUCUUCCAGUAAACAACAUGUGGUGAUACAUGAGGAGUGAAAGUUGAUAACAGUUGAUGCUUUUGGGCCUGUAAAUUUUACUGGUUGUACACCUUCCAAAACUUUUAGUUAAAUCCUAACUCAUGACCCUUGAAAAGUUUAAGCAUGGUUAUUUCAAAAAAAGGUUAACUCGAUCAACUUCUGAAUUCUGAUUCGGAAAUGACCUUCCCAGGUGGUCGAAACUUGCUUGCUUCGGCUAGUAAAUAUUCAGACGAAGGAGAUGUCCGUCUAUUGGCCACGAGUUAGAGGGCACGUCAUACCCAUCAAUCACUGAUCGAACGUGUGUGUGUGUAUGUGUGUGUGUGUGUGGGCUCGGUGCACGCGGCGCGUGUUUCCAAAGUAGAUAGGGUUACUAUCGGAUUUAGGCUCGGCGGUCGAAGGAAGCAUGUGCAAGGGGAAUGCAGUCAUGACUACUUACCAAGAGUUUACAUGUGAUAGAGACACAGGGUUCACCAAAGGCAACUGGGCAAACAAGACAGCGCGUCAGGAAUCGGACACAAGCACUCAAAUCAAGCUAAAAGAACAUUUCCUGUCGGCGUUCCAGUCAGAAACUGGCACUGGUGCGUGCGCGAAACGCUCGCUCUAGUCUCCGGACAUGAGACCUCUAGAUCAAAACUAUUCCAGCUCUGAUCCACCCUUACGGACUGAAUGGGCCGAUUCCGGAGCAGUGUUCUCUCCCUCUUUACACACUUUCACAAGAGAGUGUUGCGAGCUCGACCCAAUCAACGCGCGCGUAUUUAACAUGAACUCUUGUGAUGACCCAAGAAAUCAUCUCACUUUAAUGGAUACCAGUAACACCAAACAUGCUGGUUCUACCAACUUUCACGAGGCCAGGCUGACAGAAAAAAUCUUCGAAUGGAUGAAGGUGAAGCGCAACCAAGCAAUCACUGGGAAAGCCCAUCUAACCGGAGCACAGAAUUUCCUCCAAUCUAUGAAAGCGGACAUUGGACGGAAUGAAAGCGAGGACAGUCCACAUCCAGUGUCCCGGAGCAGCUUUAACACAAAGCAGCUCACUGAGCUGGAGAAGGAGUUCCACUACAGCAGGUACCUUACGCGCGCGCGGCGGGUGGAGAUCGCGAACGCGCUUCAACUCCGUGAGGCUCAGGUCAAAGUGUGGUUCCAAAACAGGCGAAUGAAACAGAAGAAAACGCAGCGGCUCCUGCACACACCUCCAGGACUAGGAAGCUGUCUGGAAUUACACUCGAGCACAGCGGACACGUGUGCGCUUUCAGAGAAGAGUUAGUAUUCAUUUCAUUGCUGUUAGCAAUAUUCGGGAGCUAUACGCCUUGCCCCCUCCUGCGCGCAUUAAGCGCCGACAUUAUGAAAGGGCAAAUGAUGGAUAAAGGAUCGCUAAGUUGGGGGAAAAAAGGAACAUUUUAGAUAAGAUUAUGGUUAUGAAAAUGAAAAUCCACUGUAAGUAUUCUCCAACCCAGCGAGCAUGUCUGCUUACCUCCCUCACCUGUUGAAGUCUUCCCUCACAACUGCACUUUAUUAUUUUAAAUACGACAUUUACUACUACUACUACUACUACUACUAAUUAUAAUAAUAACAAUAACACCAUCACUAAUAA